UGGAGUACCGCUGCCGUUUUAAACGCGGGCGCGAUGCGGGCGGCUGGGCGGCGGCGGGCGGCGUCGCCCCUUGGCCGUUCCCUGCCGUCUGCCGCUUCCGGGCCCAGCUCGUCCUCCUCGGGCAGUGGCCUCGGCCUCGGGUCGCGUGGACAGGGUCUGGCGGCAGGACGCUCGCCGUCGCCGCCCCCGAGCUGCAGCGACUCCACCCUGUCGCUGCUGUCCCCGCUGGGCCACCCGGGCUUCCCGUUCCACGACGGGGAUAGCGACGAGGGCGACAGCGACGACGGCCACAGCGAUGACGAAGAGGCCCCCGGCCGCGAGCCCCAGGGCCCCGGCCCAGGAGCAGCGGAGGCGCCGGCCUGCGACAGAUUCGUAAAAUUCACAGUGAUGGAAAUGCCGAGCUUUCUCCUCUGCAGCAGUGCCUUGGAGCCCAGGGCUGAGCAGGGAGAGCGGGUGGAGGAGCGCAUGGCUGGUGGAAGCCUGACCCCGUGGGAGCUGUGGUUCGUGGGCAAAGAGAAGGAGGAGCGAGAGCGCCUACAGCAUCGAGCACUGGAGGAAUUAAGUGAACAGAUAGAGAAAAGAAGAGCAAUGCAAGAGCGGGAGAGAAGGAAGGCAAUCGCUGAGGAAAAGCACAAGGAGUGGGUGCAGAGGAAGGACAAGCAGAAACGAAAAGAAAGAGAACAAAAAUUCAAUAAGGAAGUGGAGGAAAAGGCAGCGAAGGAACUGGAGAAAGAACAUUUACAAGAAAAGGCAAAGGAAAAAUAUCAGGAAUGGUUAAAGAAGAAAAACGCUGAAGGGUGUGAGAAGAAGAAGAAAGAAAAGGAAAAGGAAAAGCAGCGGCAAGCUGAAUUACAGGAGAAGAAGGAAAAUGCCGAAAGGAAGUUCAAGGAAUGGUUGGAAACGGCGAAAAACAAGCCUCGCCCUGCGGCAAAGAGCUAUGGCUACGCCAGCGGGCGGCUCACAGGUUUUUACAGUGGAAAUUCCUACCCAGAGCCAUCCUUUUACAACCCUAUCCCCUGGAAACCCAUCCACGCACCCGCUCCACCGGAAGCCAGGGUUCUCUCAGGGCGCAGGAGCAAGAGGCCUCCGGGACCCCGGCUGCCCCCAACGUCGGCUUUGUCAGCAUCCUUGUCCUUGUCCUCCUCGCUGGAGGCUCGCAGGCCCAGAAGCAGCUUGUGCCUGGGGCCAGCUUGUGAAGCGCAGAGGUAGCCGUUGGUUGGCACCCGUAUCCCCCAGACCCCUGGAUUUUUCAGUCAAGAAACUUCUGUCGCAGCUUCGGUGCUCUGUGUGGCUGCUGGCGGCUGCCCAGGAAGGAUCUGCCCAGGGAGUCCUGCGCUGGCCUUCACGGACCUGCAGCCUGGGCCCGCACACUGCUCUGCGGGAUUCAGGACUAGACACCUCGCAGUUGUGCUUGUGUUUAGCUUGUUAACUCUCACCGUCAUAGCAAUAAAACAAGUUUUUCUGUGUUC
Octodon degus (degu) is the source of this 1469-nucleotide messenger RNA. RefSeq names its product coiled-coil domain containing 34 (gene Ccdc34). The coding region runs from base 34 to 1209 and encodes 391 amino acids. The transcript is spliced from 6 exons. Lineage: Eukaryota; Metazoa; Chordata; Mammalia; Rodentia; Octodontidae. The record is from RefSeq and is a predicted model, not a curated record.